AUGCACAAUGCUUACUAAUUUCCAUCAUUAUAGCCCAAAAACUAUUUGUCCUAUUCUCGCAACUGGGAGCUGUUGAAGUAAUACCUAGAAUAAAGUAUCGUUUCGUACCAUUGCAAACAUGUCAAAUUCAGUAAUCCUGGCAAUCCUGAGUAUAUGACAGGCACAUUGAACAAAUAGGGAAAAUCCAAUGAAAAAUUGGCUCCUUUGAAUUGGUCGAAUGCCACCUCCUAAAUCAAAUAUACAAAUCCUAGACACAAGAGGGGAGUGAACAUCUAACAUAGAUUGGUCCCAAUCUAGCGAGAUUAUAGAGCAGCAUUUUUAUAAAAUAAAGCUCUAAAUUAAUAACUCUUCUUCAUUUAAUUUAAUAUGCACUCUAACAAUUACAAAUCUAACUUAAAGAACGAUUUCAACGAAUAUUAUUCUGGCCAAUCAAACUCAACGCUUCCCAGAUUUCAAUUAAUGAAGGAAUUGUGUAAGGGUGGGGAAUAGAUGCAUGAAUUCAUUCCAUUCAUUCGAGAACGGGAUCAGAUGAAUCGUUUGGUUCGCAUCAAUUCAGAGAAACAUAAAUUGCACACCAACACUUCCAGAUCCCCCUCCAAUAGAAAUUGCACUCCUGAUCAAUUUUGGCAAUACAACAAAAAUCACAUCAUCCCAGAGAAGAGAAAAAAGAUGAGCUUCAAAUUCAACUAUCAAAUCAAAAUUGACCAUAAAACUGAGGCAAUGUUGAAACUUCCCAGUCCAAAAACCGAAAGAACUCUAAUUUACCCUCCCAUUGAAACAAAGAAGAGGGGGAAUAACCGAUUGAUCAAUCCUAAUUUAACUGCACGGCAGAGUGAGGAACCGAGGAAACAGCAGAUGAAGAUUCCGCUAGAGAUUCUGCAGCCCUACAUAAACCAGGAGAUGGAACAGAUGAAACAAGAUCUCUUUUUUAAAGUAGAUUAAGAUUAUCAAUUCCCCAGUGAUUUGAGUGAGAAAUUGAUGCAACAAAAAAAACAUAUAGAGAAUCUGAGAAAAAGACUCAGGGAGUGGGGUGAAAUGAAAACCGAAGAAGAUAUUGAAGAUUUGAAACAGCAUGCUAAAUUCAUACUUUCUAAGAAUUCUUGA
Paramecium tetraurelia is the source of this 1104-nucleotide messenger RNA. RefSeq lists its product as uncharacterized. Lineage: Eukaryota; Ciliophora; Oligohymenophorea; Peniculida; Parameciidae. The record is from RefSeq and is a predicted model, not a curated record. The transcript has 3 exons.